Molecule: messenger RNA, 2531 nt
Organism: Physella acuta
Lineage: Eukaryota; Metazoa; Mollusca; Gastropoda; Physidae
Product: zinc finger protein 883
Biological process (GO): regulation of transcription by RNA polymerase II
Molecular function (GO): RNA polymerase II cis-regulatory region sequence-specific DNA binding; DNA-binding transcription factor activity, RNA polymerase II-specific
Source: RefSeq, a predicted model, not a curated record
UCAGAUUAUGUAAAGUGUUCAUCUAUUUUGAAAUGGAUGAAGAAAAUUUUUUUAAAGAAUCGUCCAAUGCAAUCAAGCAAGAAUCAGGUGAGGAAAUAAAACCAGAUAUUAUAUCUAACUUUUCAAGUUUUGUGGACAUAAAACCACAAGUACCAACACUUUCCAUUUUGAAGCUUGAGAAACCAGAAUAUUCAAACGUACAACAAAAUGAUUCACCAGAUUCAACAGCUCAUAUUGAAAAUAUUUCACUCUUGAUUUAUAAGGAUUUGAAAGAACUGAAGUGUUUAAAUGCAAAACUUGUAGAUCAUUUAUCUUUUGAUGAACAGUUGAUGUUUCGACAAAACAAGAUUUACAAAUGUGAUAUGUGUAAUGAACAGUUUGUGAGCUUAGAAUACCUUACACAGCAUAUAAAACUCCACACAGGACAGAUGCAAGCUGCAUCAGCAUUAACACUAUUUAAUAACAGUAUUUAUGGAUGCAAACAGUUUGCAUGUGAUGCUUAUGAAAAAAAAUGUUUUUGUAAAUCCAAGCAUUAUGCAUCCAAACAGAAAAAGAUCCAUUCUCAAGGCAAACAUGAAUGUGAUGUUUGUCAUAGAAUGUUCAAUAAGAAGCCUUACUUAGUAAAACAUAGAAAAGUUCAUUCCGAAGAUAAACAUGAAUGUGAUGUUUGUCAUAAAAAGUUUGUAUAUAAGUUUAAUUUAAAAAGUCAUGCAAAAAUUCACUUUGAGGAUAAACAUGAAUGUGAUGUUUGUCAUAAAAUGUUUAAUCAGAUAUCUCACCUAGUUAGACAUAAAAAAGUUCAUUCAGAAGAUAAACAUGAAUGUGAUGUUUGUCAUAAAAAGUAUGUACAUAUGAAUGAUUUAAAAAGACAUACGAAAAUUCACAUUGAAGAUAAACAUGAAUGUGAUGUUUGUCAUAAAAAGUUUAAUCAAAUAUCUCAUCUAGUAAGACAUCUAAAAGUUCAUUCCAAAGAUAAAUAUGAAUGUGAUGUUUGUCAUAAAAAGUAUGUACAUAAGUUUCAUUUAAAAAGUCAUGCGAAAAUUCACUUUGAAGAUAAACAUGAAUGUGAUGUUUGUCAUAAAAAAUAUCAACAUAAGUGUAAUUUAAAAAGACAUACAAAAAUUCAUCUUGAAGCUAAACAUGAAUGUGAUGUUUGUCAUAAAAAGUUUAAUCAAAUAUCUCACCUAGUAAGACAUAGAAAAGUUCAUUCUGAAGAUAAAUAUGAAUGUGAUGUUUGUCAUAAAAAGUAUGUACAUAAGUUUCAUUUAAAAAGUCAUGCAAAAAUUCACUUUGAAGAUAAACAUGAAUGUAAUGUUUGUCAUAAAAAGUAUGUACAUAUGUGUAGUUUAAAAAGACAUACAAGAAUUCACUUUGUAGAUAAACAUAAAUGUGAUAUUUGUCAUAAAAUGUUUAAUGGGAUAUCACACCUAGUAAGACAUAAAAAAGUUCAUUCCGAAGAUAAACAUGAAUGUGAUGUUUGUCAUAAAAAGUAUGUACAUAAGUGUAGUUUAAAAAGUCAUGCAAAGAUUCACUUUGACAUGUUUGACAUGAAAAGUAUUUACAUCAGUGUAAUUUUAAAAGACUAUAAAAAUCCACUUUUCAGAUGAUCAUGAAUGUGAUGUUUGUUGUAAAGUUUGUUCAGAAGUAUUAUUUAGUAAGACAGAAAAUUUCAUUCUGAAGAUAAAUAUGAUGUUUGUCUUAAAAAGUAUGUACUUAAGUAUAAUUUAAAACAUACAGGAAUUUACUUUGAAAAUAAAAAAUAGAUGUGAUGUUUGUGAAAAAAUAUAAAUCAGAAGUCUUAUUUAGUAAGACAUAGAAAAGUCAAUUCUAGAGAUUAACUUGAAUGUGAUUUUGUCAUAACAUCUGUAUUCUAUGUCUUUUCAAAUAGCCAAAGUAAAUUUCUUUCCAAAUGAAAGUAAAAAAAUAUAUUUUGUAAAAAACAGUAUCUUAAUAAGAAUUGUGUGUCAUAGAACACUAGUGUUAUGGAACUAAGCACUAAUUUUUUCUUUAAAAAAAUGUUUUUAAAAUAAUUCAAAAUGCUUCACUAUAUAUUCACUAGAAAUGUAAAAGUAAGUGUUUUUACUGGAGAGACCAACCGCAAAAUGGCUUUUUUUACAAGUAUUUUUAUCGCGGAGCAUAUUUGCUCUAUAAGUAUAACAGAUGAUUUUUGCAAUAGAUAAUGACUCGUAUAGGAUUUAUUUAAUCAAAAAAAAUUUUUUUAUUUAGAAAAGUUUUAAAUACAAAUAGCUUACAUUAUUUACCCUCAAAAAUAUGGUCAGCUCCUAGUUUAUGUUCCUAUUUCAGGUUCUACAUAUUUUGACUUAGAUUUUUAAGUUUUAUCUGCCUAAAAUAAACAUUCUGUCUGAUGCAGGACUAAUAGCUUGUAUCCUGUGUUUAUACUGUUUUAUGUGUUUAUACCACAAUCUGUAGCAAGUUCAUGCAAGUGGACAUUAAUUAAUGAUGUUGCACAUGCCUAGGAACAGUGGCAUCAUUAGGUAGGGUGUCACCUGGUGCUUUAAGUGAGGGUGUCA